Molecule: messenger RNA, 296 nt
Organism: Camelina sativa (false flax)
Lineage: Eukaryota; Viridiplantae; Streptophyta; Magnoliopsida; Brassicales; Brassicaceae
Source: RefSeq, a predicted model, not a curated record
AAAAAACUUUCAUAUCAUUCACACUCACCCCUACACAUAUCAUACAGCCAAAGGCCAACCAAACACACAUGCAGACAAUGGAAGGACGACAAUAUAAUUACGAAGACAGCAGAAACACUAGCUCCUCCAUGGUGGUGCCUCACUCACCGUGGCACUCUCCAGUUCCUUAUCUCUUUGGUGGUUUAGCCGCCAUGUUGGCUCUCAUCUCCCUCGCUCUUCUCAUUCUCGCUUGUUCUUACUGGAGACUCUCCGGCUCUGCUCAGCGUGACCUCGAGGGUGGAGAUGAUGCCAAACCC